Chlamydomonas reinhardtii is the source of this 3451-nucleotide messenger RNA. RefSeq lists its product as uncharacterized. Bases 93 to 3002 code for a protein of 969 amino acids. The transcript is spliced from 16 exons. The record is from RefSeq and is a predicted model, not a curated record. Lineage: Eukaryota; Viridiplantae; Chlorophyta; Chlorophyceae; Chlamydomonadales; Chlamydomonadaceae. Gene Ontology annotation, biological process: RNA processing. Gene Ontology annotation, molecular function: RNA binding; protein binding.
UUGCUUGGCCUCGUUGGCGCCAUUGGCUUUCGGAGCCCGCCUGCGGGCAAUCAUCUGCUCUACAAACCGUCCGAAACUGAUUGUAGAUCAUCAUGGCUCCUAAAAAAGGAGCACGCAAGCAGCCAGACGCAGCUGCAGAGGAGGCCCCUGAGCAGAAGCCCGCCACCAAAGCAGCAAAGCAGGAGAAGCCCCCGGCAAAGGAGACUGUGGCAGCCUCAAAAGCUGACGUUGAUGAUGACAGCAGCGACGACAGCAGCAGCGAUGAGGACAUCGACAUCGACGCCAAUACGGCUGCGAAGCUCAUGGAGCUGGAGCACGAGCUGCAAACCAGCCCCACUUAUGAAAAACAUCUGGAGUACAUCGCCCUGCUGCGCUCGACUCCCGGUCUGCGCACGCGACUGCACGACGCGCACGAGGCGCUGGCUGCCAAGUUCCCCCUGAGCGAGGAGCUGUGGCUGGCCUGGGUCAACGAUGAGCUGGCGGCGGUCAACGGCCCGGAUGACGUGGCGGGCCUGCUGAGCCUGCUGCGCCGUGCAGCUGCCCGCGACUACCUGGCGCCGGGCGUGUGGGACCUGUACCUGGAGGUGGCCCACGACCUGGACCCGGAGGUGAAGGAGCACAGCGGCGAGGGCGCCGACCGCUACCGGGCGCUGUGCGAGGAGGCGCUGGCGGCGGCGGGGCUGCACCUGGCGGAGGGGCACAAGCUGUGGGCCAAGUACAGGAAGUACGAGCUGGCGGUGGAGGCCAAGGCGGCGGCUGCGGGCCAGCGCGUGGCGGCGGGCAAGGCCACGGACCGGGUGCGGGCGCUGUACCAGCGGCAGCUGGCGGUGCCGCUGGCGGACACCGCGGCCGUCAUGGAGGAGUACAAGGCCUGGGAGGCGGGGCACGGCAAGGCCGUGCCGGCGCACGUGAGCAAGGCCGCGGACAAGGCGCGUGAGGCGGCAGAGCUGCGGGCCGGCUGCGAGGCGGCGGUGGCGGCCGACCAGCCCGCCGACGUGGCCAAGCUGGGAGCCUUCCUGUCCUACAUCAAACUGGAGCAGAACGCCGGUGACGCAGACCGGGUGCAGACCGUGUACGAGCGCGCCGUGGCCGCCUUCCCGCUGACGCACAGCCUGUGGCUGCAGUACGGGCAGUACAUGGAAACUGCAGCUGCCGGGAAGCUGCCAAAGGACAAAGUCAACGCCGUGUAUGAACGCGCCACGCGUAACUGCGCCUGGGUGGGCGCGGUGUGGGAGCGCUGCCUGCGGGCGCUGGACCGCACGGGCGCGGCGCCAGAGCUGCUGCAGGAGACGUAUGAGCGGGCGCUGGCGGCGGGUCUGCAGUCGGCCGAGGACUACAUGGCGGUGGUGCUGGCGCGCCUGGACGCCCUGAGGCACCGCGCCGUGGCGGCGGCGGAGGCGGCCGAGGCGGGCGGCGGUGGCGCCGCCAAGAAAGCCGCGGCGGCUGCGGCGGCGGCGCUGCGGGCGGGCUUCAGCUCCACCACUGAGCUGCUCAUGUCGCACUUCCCCGACUACGUGGACAGGUCGCUGCGGCUGCCUGGGUACUGGGCGGCCUGUGAGGAGCACGUGCUGGGCGACGUGGCCGCGGCGCGGGAGGUGUGGGAGGGAGCCAUCAAGGGCGGCAUGGGCAGGUUCGCGGAGGUGUGGGAGGCCUACAUCGCCCUGGAGCGGUCCGCCCGCCGGACCAAGGAAGUGCGCGCGCUGUACAAGCGCUGCUACAGCCGGGCCUUUGAGGAGGACGGCCAGCUGCGGCUGAGCCACGCCUGGCUGCGGUUCGAGCGGGAGGAGGGCAGCGCGGAUGACUACCUGGCGGCGCUUCUGAAGGUGGAGCCCAUCCUAGAGGAGAGCGCUGCCGCCGCUGCUGCUGCCGCAGACCAGGCUGCCGCCGUGGCCGCCAAGGCCGCCGUGCAGAAGGCCAAAGUGCUCUCAAAGGAGGAGAUGAAGGCGAUGCGCCAAGCGGCCGACCCCAACUUCGACCCGGAGAAGGCCAAAGAAAAAGAAAAGAAGAAAGGCGCAAAGUCGACCAAGCGCGUGCGGUCUGAGGAUGAGGGUGAUGGCGCCAUCACUAGUGGCGAUGCAGAGGAGGCUGCACCGGCGUCGACCAAGCGGGUGCGAAUCAGGGAGCCAGAGGCUGCGCCCGCCGCGGCUGUGCCUGCGGCCGCAGAGGCCAAGGCUGACGACGGGGACGCGGAGAUGGGCGAGGGCGCGCACGAACAGGAGCACGAGCACGGGGGCGGAGGAGAGGGGCAUGCGGACGAGGGCGGCGCGGCGGGGCCCGGCCCAGGUGCGGCACACGGGGGGGCGCCGAGGCCGCACUACACCGACAAGCAGACGGUCUUCAUCAAGGGGCUCCGGCCGGCUGUCAAGGACGAGCAACUGGACGAGUUCCUGAAGAAAUCGGUGCCGGACGGAAUCAAGGACGUCCGCAUCAUUCGUGAUGCCGCUACGCGGCAAGCAAGGGGUUUCGCCUACGUGGAGUGCGCUUCCCGUGAGGCUCUGGACAAGCUGGUCUCGCUCAACAGCACGCCCUUCCAGGGUGUGUCGCUGUUCAUCGCGGAAUCCAAGCCGCCAGGCCACGGCGGACCGGGCGGGCGAGGGCGCGGCGGCCGCGACGGUGGCGGCGGCCGCGACGGCGGCGGCGGCCGCUUUGGCGGGCGCUUUGGUGGGCCGCCGGGGCGGGGCGGCUUCGGUGGCCGGGGCCGGGGAGGUUAUGGCCACGCAGACGCUGACGGCGAUUCCGAGAUGGCGGACGCCGGUGGCGGCGAUGGACACGGAGGCCGGGGCGGGCGGGGUCGUGGCAGCGGCCGCCACGCAGGGCUCGGCCACCCCGGCGGGCGCGGCCACAUGCGCACACACCUGGAAAUCGCACCAGGCACGGGCCCGGCACCCACGACGCUGGUGCCGCGCUCCGUGCAGCUCAGCGGCGGCGCGCAGCAGCAGGCGCAGCAGGGCGAGGCCAUGACCAACGAUGACUUCCGCCGCAUGCUGCUAGGCGGCAAGUAAGCUAGUACGAAUGUGGCUCCAAGAGGGCAGGUAUAGCUGUUCGAUACGGCAGUUGGAGCAGUUCUUGCAUGGCGUGCCGUCUCUGGCCAGUGGGGGAUGCUGAAGCUUGCGGCACGGCCUCUUUGGCAGCGGUAGGCGGCUUGGCGGGCGGUGGUGGCUGGGGUUGUGUUGUUCGUGGAGAGCUGGAGGUGCUUAUGGGAGGUUGGGCAGUUGAGGUUGUGGUGCACUUGUCAGUGGGAUGGCAGGUGCGACAGUAUUGUUCCUGUGACAGCGUUAAGGCGCAUACGGAAGGCAGUAGAAUGAAGGACCGCUGAGUCAGAACCACAACGUCUCCGCAUGUGACUGUGACCUCACCCAGGGGCACGGCCAGGCCCGUCAAUGGAUCGACACCGGCAGUUACAGUCCUGAGAGAUCGACGUGGCUUUGAGAGUUUAAGACCAGCAGUGAGA